AUGACAGCAGACGUCAGUGAUUUUGGCAUUGCAGAGAUUCUAGUUGGUCUGAAUUCUUAUACUCUUACAGCAACUCUCAGAACCACCGGAUACAUUGCACCAGGGUUAGAGUUCCAUGGCUUAUGGGCGAAAAUUUUCAGAAAUGCAGCAACUGUGUCCAGGAAACGUGAUCAAAUUGAGACUGAAUUUCAUCAUAACAUUGAGACUUUCAGAGAAAAAUUUCAAAUGAUAUGCACAUGCCUUAAGUCAAAGCCCACACAGAACGUGGUUUUUCCUCCUAAGUCAUUCAAACUGACAGCUGUAGACAUGGUUAGUUCAGCCGAGCAACUCCUACAUUGUCAGAAGAGGGGAGACACUGCAGAAUUUGUGGUUAUAUUUUUGUUCCUUAGAAAUUUGUUUCUGCUACAUCAAAUAUUAGUAGGUCUGGAACUCCCUCAGCAACUUGGUUCAGCCGAGCAACUGAUGUGGUCUGGAACUCCCUCAGCAACUUGGUUCAGCCGAGCAACUGAAGAAGCCUACCUAAGCAGAAGAGGGAGAGAUUUACACUGUCAGAAUUUGUGGUUAUAUAUAUUUUUGUUCAGCCAAGUAGAAGCAGAAGCGAAAGAUCCUCCAGCAAGAAGUCAAACAACGCACAAACAGCAACUUGGUUCAGCCAAACAACUGAAGAAGCAACCAAAGCAGAAGAGGAAGAUUACAAUGUCAGAAUAUUUUUGUUUCUUAGAAAUUUGUUUCUGCUACAUCAGACUAUGUAGGUCUGGAACUCCUUCAAUCAAGAGCACACUGACGAAAGAACCUCCAGCAAGAAAGUCAAACAACGCACAAAGGCACAAGAUCUUCAACAGGGUGCAACACCCAAAUUUCUUCAGUAAAGAGAAAAUCGUGCACCAAGGCUCUGCUGUGAACAGCAGCAACAUCCAGAAGCAUGCGCAUUAAGGCCUAAACAGGCACCGAGGCUAACCAAGAUGAACGCACCAAAGGUGCACCAAGGCCCACCAAUAGAGAAAAACAAAGUAUAUUGCUAUAUCGAAUUUAAAGUAGCAGAACUCAUUGGGGUCAGUGAAUAAAUUUUAUUAUGAAACUCAUAAGCUCUUUCUCACAAUCAAGAUUUGAUGCUAUUUAAUAUAUGCAGAUAUCCAAAAAUGUCUUUUUCGAGGCACUUCUAAUAUGUCUUGAUGAUAAAGGUUGGCAAAGAUUUUCAUUUUGGACAAAAGAUUGAGCCUUGAGCAAGAGAUUUUUGAAGUGGUCAAGAGAUUUUUGAAGUGGUCUACUCAACAUUACAGUAUUCAUUUUAGACAAAGCUUGAGCACCCAGCGGUCCACAACCCGAUAAAACAUCAAGAGACUAGAUAAACAACAAACCCCUUAAUUGGCAAACAACUGGAGAACAUUCUCCAUACUACACCAAAUUAAGGAACACAAAUACGACAACCCAGGUGGAUCACACACCUAAUAUCACGGUUGUCACAAAAACACACCUCUAGCUCUUGAUCUGCCGAGUGACACCAAACCUCACCCUCCCGAUCCAAACAUACCAAUAGAUGCCCAAAAUUAUCUAGGAUGAAUACCGUAGAGAGAAUAAAUCACUUAAGACAAUCUGCUGAGGCAAUCUCAGUGACACUGCUGAUCCUUUAUCUUACCAAGAGCCAACAAACCUAUAUGGUGUCCACCGGCAGUGUUUGUGAAAAAUUAAUGUCCUCAACAUUCAACCCCAAAUGCAUGUCAUAGACGUGCAUAUCUUCCACCGACCACCUUGCGGAAGACAUCGAAGGCGAAGGCACUGAGAGUCGGUGACAACGGCGUUCUUCACGGUAGAGCUCAAGUAAGUCUCAGACAUGUUCAUAAGAACUAAUGGUCGAGAUCUCCUCAGAGAGGGGGGUGUGUCAGAGGAAGGACGCAGUGACUACUGAGUGCACCAAAAAGGAAUUGCUCCACAAAGAAACUCUCAAAGUGGCAGAUUGGCGACGGCAGAUCUAGCUCCUUGUUCAUUAAAAACCAGAGAUCCAAGGAAUGGUGAUGCAUGGCAGAUCGAGCCUUGCAACAAACACUCUUCAGAGAAGCAACAUAUUUUCGCAAAGGACAGCCUCAAGCUUCAGCAACCAGAUGAUAUUCUCCAGUAAGAAACUCGGUUCCUCAAUUUGAUUAAAAGGAAACUGGAUCCUGCAGAAACUGGCUCUGGUAUUAGGAAACUUCAAUUUCUGGAACUCUCAAUAAGAGCACAAUAACGAAAGAUCCUCCAGCAAGAAGUCAAACAGGGCACCAAGGCACUUCAACGGAGUACAACACCCAAAUUUCUUCAGUAAAGGGACAAAACCGUGCACAAGGCACAAAUCCAAGCUGAUAACAAAGCAAUGAGCAACUUAAGAAAUGGCACCAAGGCCCCAAACUCUGCUGUCAACAGCAGCAACAAACUUACGAAACAGGCACUAACGCCUAACCAGUAAACAGGCACAAUGGCCCCAAACUCUGCUGUCUCUGUCAAUAGCAGCAACAAACUUACGAAACAGGCACUAAGGCCUAACCAAUGAACAGGCACAAAGGCCCCAAACUCUGCUGUAAACAGAAGCAACAAACUUACGAAUCAGGCACUAAG
Nymphaea colorata (pocket water lily) is the source of this 2589-nucleotide messenger RNA. RefSeq lists its product as uncharacterized. The record is from RefSeq and is a predicted model, not a curated record. The transcript is spliced from 4 exons. NCBI's taxonomy places the organism in Eukaryota, Viridiplantae, Streptophyta, Magnoliopsida, Nymphaeales, Nymphaeaceae. The coding region runs from base 1 to 933 and encodes 310 amino acids.